GAAAAUCUUUGCAACAUUAUUUUGCCGACAUCAAACAAAUGUGAUAAGGACAUAAAUAGGAAAAGGAUAAGUCGUCGGUUUUACGUUAGCAAAAAUAAGAAGCGAAAUGUGAUUUUUAUGAUUGGUUAACCAAACCAUAUUUCCAAUCCAACAAAACAUUAAUUUUCAUUGAGUUACAUUAAGGUACAUCACUGUUUCGAGCUAACGUCAAAAUAAUCUCAAUGCACACAUGCAAAUACAUGCUAUCUACUUGCUAAAAUAUCUGCCAAAUUAUUCGGCUGCAGCAAGUGGUAGCAAGUAGUGGCUAAACGGCAAGUGAUACGUGUAUAAAUUUACGUAAAGGUGCAAAAGCUGAUAAACGGCCAAAAAUUUUGUGUGAUCGAUGUGGCCUUAAUUUAUAUAAUAAGAUCAUUAAACUCAAAUUUACUGAUAUAAGAAAGUCCGGCAACCAUGGCUCACUGUAUUAGAGUUUUGCAUGGCCAGGGUAGCAGGACCCGAACCGUACUCUUGGAUAUUCAACAAAGAUGCUUCAGCGUGUCACCCCUCGCCGCAGCAGCUGCUCAGGUUGCUAUGUCGAAGCUCGACAAAGCACCUCUGCCUUACGAGAAGUUGACGAAAAAUUUGGAAGUGGUAAAGAAGAGGUUAGGUCGGGACAUGACCUUGUCUGAAAAGGUGCUCUACUCUCAUUUGGAUGACCCUAAAGGACAGGAGAUUGAGCGAGGCACCAGCUACCUCCGCUUACGGCCAGACCGUGUUGCCAUGCAAGAUGCCACCGCACAGAUGGCCAUGCUGCAGUUCAUCUCAUCUGGCUUACCCCGUGUCGCUGUACCCUCCACUAUCCACUGCGAUCACUUGAUUGAAGCACAAGUCGGUGGUGUUAAGGACUUGGCUAGAGCAAAGGACUUGAACAAAGAAGUAUACAAAUUCCUGGAGACAGCGGGAGCUAAAUACGGUGUGGGCUUCUGGAAGCCAGGCUCCGGUAUCAUCCAUCAGAUCAUCCUGGAGAACUACGCAUUCCCUGGCCUGCUGAUGAUCGGAACUGACUCCCACACACCCAAUGGUGGAGGACUUGGUGGACUUUGCAUUGGUGUGGGAGGCGCGGAUGCCGUGGACGUAAUGGCGGACAUACCUUGGGAACUGAAAUGCCCUAAAGUGAUUGGUGUCAAACUUACUGGUCAAUUGAAAGGCUGGACGAGUCCUAAGGAUGUGAUCCUGAAGGUAGCGGGCAUCUUAACAGUGAAGGGAGGCACUGGCGCUAUCGUGGAGUACCAUGGGCCUGGUGUAGACUCCAUCUCCUGUACUGGAAUGGCCACUAUUUGCAACAUGGGGGCGGAAAUUGGCGCCACAACCAGCGUGUUCCCCUACAACUCUCGCAUGGAAGCGUACCUUAAGUCAACUGGCCGUCAUGACAUCGCCGCCAAAGCUAAUUCCUUCAAACAUCUGCUCACCCCAGAUUCUAAAGCACCUUACGACCAAUUAAUCGAGAUCGACCUAUCAACCCUGGAGCCCCACGUGAACGGUCCCUUCACCCCCGACCUGGCCAACCCCAUCUCGAAGCUGGGCGACGUCGCCAAGAAGAACGACUGGCCGCUGGACAUCCGCGUCGGCCUCAUCGGCUCCUGCACCAACUCCUCCUACGAGGACAUGGGCAGAUGCGCUAGUAUUGUUAAAGAGGCGAUAGGUCACGGUUUGAAGUCUAAGAUCCCGUUCAACGUGACCCCCGGCUCGGAGCAGGUCCGCGCCACUAUUGAAAGGGACGGAAUCGCUCAGACCCUAAGGGACUUUGGAGGAACUGUGUUGGCGAACGCGUGCGGUCCCUGUAUCGGCCAGUGGGACCGAAAAGAUGUGAAGAAGGGAGAGAAGAACACCAUCGUGACGUCAUACAACCGCAACUUCACCGGCCGCAACGACGCCAACCCCGCCACCCACUGCUUCGUCACCAGCCCCGAGCUCGUCACCGCGCUCUCCAUUGCUGGUCGUUUGGACUUCAACCCGUUGUCAGAUGAGUUGACCGGCAAGGACGGCAAGAAGUUCAAGUUAUCUGAUCCCUUCGCUGAUGAGCUGCCCGCUAAGGGCUUCGACCCUGGUCAGGAUACCUACCAGCACCCGCCUGCUGAUGGCUCCAAAGUGGCCGUGGACGUGUCUCCGAGCUCCGACCGUCUCCAGCUCCUGGAGCCCUUCGACAAGUGGGACGGCAAAGACCUGACGGAGCUGACGAUCCUCAUCAAGGUGAAGGGGAAGUGCACCACCGACCACAUCUCCGCCGCCGGCCCCUGGCUCAAGUACAGGGGCCAUCUCGACAACAUCUCCAAUAAUAUGUUCAUUACGGCAACAAACGCGGAGAACGGUGAGCUGAACAAGGUGCGUAACCAGGUAACAGGUGAAUGGGGCGCAGUUCCAGCCACCGCGCGCGCCUACAAGGCGGCCGGCACGCGCUGGUGCGUCGUUGGUGAUGAGAACUACGGCGAGGGCUCCUCCCGCGAGCACGCCGCGCUCGAGCCCAGGCAUCUCGGUGGAAGAGCCAUCAUUGUUAAAUCCUUCGCCAGGAUCCACGAGACGAAUCUGAAGAAGCAGGGUCUGCUGCCGCUGACGUUCGCGAACGCCGCCGACUACGACAAGAUACAGCCCACGGACAAGAUCUCCCUGCUGGGCCUGAAGGACCUCGCUCCCGGCAAGCAAGUGGACUGCGAAAUCAAACACAAAGAUGGCAGCGUUGACCGCAUUAAAUUGAAUCACUCGUUGAACGAGCAACAAAUCUCAUGGUUCAAGGCAGGUUCCGCACUCAACAGGAUGAAGGAAAUUGCUGCCGGCAAGUGAACUUACCCCUAAUGCCUCUUGCACUGGAUUUACCCCAUAAUAGGGUAAUUAUAAUGCACCCCUAUGAGCCAUAUUUUAAACUUUAUUCUACAAUGGUAGCUAGUAUAGCUAAUUUUUAACAGUAUUGUAGUCAAUUUAACACAAUAUAAAAUGCAAGAAAUUUAUUAUGAAUAUGGAUUGAGGCUAUUUUUUAAUAAAAAUGUCGAUUUCUCAAAUAAAAGUUUAAUUACCAAAUGAUGUUCGAUUGUGAUUUUAUUACCAGACAAUAUUUAAAUACUUAAGUAACAUUAAGUACUUAAGUAGUAGCUAAAUAGUAUAAACUCCAGUGCAAGUUAGAUAAAUGUUAUUAUAAAGAGCAUUUUAUACAGUUGCCCAACACUCAGGCAAUGAAUCUUAUAUACUUAGCUGUAGGAAGUACAAAACUUAGAUGAAAUUAGUUUAAGUUUGAACCUUUUUUUGUCAAUUUACAUGUUAUUAAUGAAUUAUGAAUAUAUUAAAAAUAUCAGUUAU
This is a messenger RNA of Papilio polytes (common Mormon), 3327 nucleotides long. RefSeq names its product probable aconitate hydratase, mitochondrial (gene mAcon1). NCBI's taxonomy places the organism in Eukaryota, Metazoa, Arthropoda, Insecta, Lepidoptera, Papilionidae. The transcript is spliced from 16 exons. The record is from RefSeq and is a predicted model, not a curated record. The coding region runs from base 451 to 2817 and encodes 788 amino acids. Gene Ontology annotation, biological process: tricarboxylic acid cycle. Gene Ontology annotation, molecular function: aconitate hydratase activity; 4 iron, 4 sulfur cluster binding. Gene Ontology annotation, cellular component: cytosol; mitochondrion.